Dermacentor andersoni is the source of this 363-nucleotide messenger RNA. The record is from RefSeq and is a predicted model, not a curated record. Lineage: Eukaryota; Metazoa; Arthropoda; Arachnida; Ixodida; Ixodidae.
AUGCGGCGCCGGCGCUGGGAGCGGCGCCGGGCCAACGACGACAGCAACCAAGAGGAAAGAGGUCCUGCAGGGCGACCUCAACGCAGCACCUCUUCGCGGAGCCGUUCGAGAACGCCAGCCCGCAAGGGCGGCCAUGAAAGCCGCCGACGAUCGAGAUCCUGUUUCCGGGGUGGCCCGAACGGGGCCGACCAGACGCCAUCGGCUGGCUCCAAGGACGGCCGCCGCUGGGAGACGAUGGGGAAAGGAGGCAGUCGAAGCUCGAGCGGAAGACGCCGGGGAUCCCGUUCGACGUCCCGGACCAGAUCGAGAACCCCUGCCGAGUCCAACCAAACGGAGAUACUCGCCGAGAAAAAGGCGGGCUGA